Ipomoea triloba (trilobed morning glory) is the source of this 1364-nucleotide messenger RNA. Its product is annotated as mitogen-activated protein kinase 18-like. The coding region runs from base 596 to 1090 and encodes 164 amino acids. The transcript has 3 exons. Gene Ontology annotation, cellular component: nucleus; cytoplasm. Gene Ontology annotation, molecular function: MAP kinase activity; ATP binding. The record is from RefSeq and is a predicted model, not a curated record. Gene Ontology annotation, biological process: protein phosphorylation; intracellular signal transduction. NCBI's taxonomy places the organism in Eukaryota, Viridiplantae, Streptophyta, Magnoliopsida, Solanales, Convolvulaceae.
AGCUUGGCUGCAGAAGCAGAUCAAAAUCUAGGUUGGAAUUAACCAGGUAAUUGAGCAAGAAAGUCAAUAUUAAAAUAUUCCAUCAAAACUCGCACUCUCUCUCUCAUUUCCACGUCUACUCUGAAUCUGAGCUAUGGCGAAUUGGUCGAUGAACUCUUCCCUCGCUCUUCUCAUUCUUCUUCCUUCCUGUUGCUUCGCUCUCCUCCACCACCGGCACCGCUUCCGUGAGAUCUCUCAGAACCCAGCGUUCAGUUCUUCCGUGAUCGCUAGGUUAAUUUCUUGGAACAACUGGAUCUUGAUCUCAACCCGGAUCCGUUGCGUGUUCUGUUUUGCGUGUAAUAUUGUAAGAGAAAUUGGAGUUUUGGCGAGAAGUUGAUGCGUUAGGUGGCGGUGGUUGAGCGUCGGUGAAGUGGUGAAUUGAGUUAGGAAACGGUGCCUAGGAUUCUUCACCCGGAAUCGGUGUCGGUGGCUCUAAUUCGCCGGAUUUCGUGAUUUUUUUCUCCGCCGAGUUCUUAAUUUGGGAAUUUGAUCCGCGAUCUUGUGGGAGGACGCGAAGGAAACGACGCCGUUAGUGCAGCUGUUAGGUUGCUAGAAGAUGCAACAAGAUCAGCGCAAGAAGAAUUCCAAGGAGGUGGAAUUUUUUACAGAGUAUGGGGAUGCCAACAGGUAUAAGAUUCUGGAGAUUAUAGGGAAAGGGAGCUAUGGUGUUGUUUGUGCAGCCCUGGACACUCAUAUUGGGGAAAAGGUAGCAAUAAAGAAAAUAAAUGACAUUUUUGAGCACAUCUCUGAUGCAAUUAGAAUUUUGCGUGAAGUGAAGUUGCUUAGGAUUUUGAGGCACCCUGAUAUUGUUGAAAUCAAACGCAUUAUGAUUCCUCCUUCGAGGCGGGACUUCAAAGAUAUAUAUGUUGUUUUUGAGCUUAUGGAAUCUGAUCUUCAUCAAGUUAUUAAAGCCAAUGAUGACUUGACGCACGAGCACCACCGGUUUUUCCUCUACCAGAUGCUACGGGCUUUGAAAUAUAUGCACACAGCCAAUGUUUAUCAUAGAGAUCUUAAACCAAAAAAUAUAUUGGCGAAUGCGAACUGCGAAUGAGAAGACAUGGAGCAUGUGAAAUUACGUGACUGCCCUUGUGUUUCAGGGAGAGUUGACGUCCUCAUUAACGGAGGACUACAUUAGGUAAAAAUUGGAAAGUCAUGGAUGUUAUUGGUUAAAAUCAUAAGUCGAGGACCAAUUUGUGAAUUAUGCUAUAGUCGAUGGACCAUUUUGAGUAUUUACUCAAUGUGAUAGUGUAGCAUUUUUAAUGGAGCAGAUAAGUUCCCUAUACUUUUUACUAGACUUUAAUUUGACGAAAUUUUGAGUUGAUGCA